AUGGAGCAAAUCGUCGAACAAGGCUCAGGUGUCGCCGCCACUGCGGCAUCACCCGCGGUCCAUGGCUCGAAAGCAGGUUCGGUCGUCAGCAUUUCCGAUACUGGUGGACAAGGCGACCAGAAUGGCUCUACUGCAAGCGGCGGUAAGGAGCUUGAGGCGUCACAGGCAAAGCCUGCUGCCGAAAACGACCCUCGUACUCAAGAGGACAAGCAGCGGGGCACGAAGAGACCCGGCGAGGGCGAAGCGGGAUCGGCUGUUGCGAAGAAGUCUAGAGUAAAUGAGGCAGCUUCAGGGGGAGCGGCAGCAAAGGAUACGAAAGGAAAUGUCAAACAGCCAGAGACGCUCGAAGAGUUCAAAGCAAAGGGUAACGAGAUCAUUUCGAGGAAAAAUGCACAGAUCGCAGAACUCAAGGCUCAGUUGGCAGAAGCCAGAGAGGAAAAUGAGUCGCUCGAAGCCAGCAGAGAGGCCGAGAGGGCCGCUCGUAUAGCACUGGAGCAAAAGCAACUUGCUCGAGAGGCUAACAAGAAAGUCAAGGCGGCAAGACAGAAGGAAUUGCAGGAUGAAAUCGCCAAGGAGAUCAGGUUCGAAUUACAGCAGGCCUAUGAGACCAAGCUCAAAAACAAGAACGCUUCUUUUGAGAAGCGUGUGAGCUCGAAGUACGCCACUGCCGAAAAGAAUCUGUCUCGCAAGUUGCACGACAAAUCGGAGAAGCUUGAGGCUACCCUCGAAGAGCUACGAGACCUCAAGGAAGACUACAAGGAGGAAGUCAGGGAGCUUAAGGCUGAGGCCAAAGAGAACGCCAAACAAGGUAAUCCAAAAGCGCAACAAAAAUUCAAGGACUGUCAGGAGGACCUCAAAGCAAAGCAGAAAGAGCUUGAUAGGGAGAAAGCCAUCGUAGAGAACCUCAAGAAACAGCUCAUCCAUUCAAAAGCCGAGACCAACGCCGAGGAGACCCAGAGACGGGACCUCGAUAAGACCUACAUCGGAGUAUGCAAUGAGAAGCGCAAACUCGAAGCCGAAAUUCAGCAGCUGCAGCAGAAAUCCACACUUCAGGAACAAGAUGCCAAGAACGAUAAGAGAAGAUACAAGCAGAUCAUGCAGCAAAUGCAGGAAUCAUGCAAGAAGAAAAUCGACGAGGCGGAUAAGAAGUGGAAAAUUCAAGCUGACAACUCUGCUGAAAAUCAAGAACGUGUUGUCGAUGCUCAACGCCUCAUCUUCCAACUCAACAAUGCAAACGAUCGGCUUCUGAGACACGUGGGAGAACAUCAGAAGAAGAUUCAAGACCUCGAAGCGGAGAAGCGUAAGAAGGACUCGGAGGUUCAGAAGUUUAGGGAGAAGCUCGUGGAGUUGGGUAUCUCGCCUCUUGCUGUUUUGGGAUCGAACUCGGCGGCUGUAUCCUCUCAUGGUGCUGCUUCGAUCGCUCUGAAUCGAGACAGCGAGGGGAAGGCAACGGGCGCGGACAUGGGGAAGAAUGCGGAGUAA
Molecule: messenger RNA, 1482 nt
Organism: Cercospora beticola
Lineage: Eukaryota; Fungi; Ascomycota; Dothideomycetes; Mycosphaerellales; Mycosphaerellaceae
Source: RefSeq, a predicted model, not a curated record